AUGUUGAUCUCAGCAAAAAAUGACUUUCGGACUAAUUGGUCGGAUAUAGACUGCAAUGACUUCGAUGAAAUAUAUGAAAUUCAAAAUAAUUUUUUAUGGCGACAUCGUGGUGAAAACUAUGUUCUACUAUUAUAUGGUUUAGUGUGCUGUUUUGGAGCAAUAGCCAACUUAUUUGUUUUGAUUGCAUUUUUGCGUACGUCACAUCUGCGUAACUUACGCAAUUACUUUAUUGCAAACUUAGCUGUGUCUGAUUUCUUGCUUUGCGUUAUUACUGCACCAGUCACUGUUUAUCUUACUAGAAAUUUGUUUUGGCCAUUUGGGAAAUUCUUAGCUUCGGUGCAAGCUGUAAAUAUGUUUGUGUCGUGCAUGACACUUGUACUCAUCGCUAUGGAUCGAGUUUUGCUAACCUUAUGUCCAAUUAAAUGGAGGCUUGCUGCAACAGCUCCAAUACUGUGCUACUGCAUCGUUUGGAUUACAUCACUUAUAGUAGCUGCACCAUAUUUUUUUGCAGUCAAUUCCGAAGAUGUAAUGCUUGAGCCAUGGAAUCAAAAAUAUGUUCAAGUCAUGCUUCAUGUAUGUGGACGUAAACGACCACAGAUGUGUAUUGAAAAAACAUGGCAUCGAUUGCCAUUUUCAAGACGUACAUAUACACUUUCUGUUUUGGCUAUUCAGUAUUUAUUACCACUUGCAGCAUUAGCGUUUAGUUAUUUACAAAUUGGUUCCGCUAUUCGUAAACGUAUUGAAACCAGUACAACUGUAAAUCAACAACGCCGACGACUUAUGCUUCAAAGAAACAGAAGAGCUUUGUUGUUAUUGUUGUUACUGGUAUUAAUUUAUGCUGUAGCAUGGUUUCCAAUGAAUGCUUAUAAUGUACUUAAUGUUCUCAACGUAAUUGAAUUCUCGCAGUACAGAUAUUUAUUUUGUCACUUUAUUGGCAUGACAUCUGCAUGCAUGAAUCCUAUCAUGUAUGCAUUGAUUAAUGACAGCUUUCGAGCAGCAUUCAUUUCCCUUCUACGGCCAAUUGUUCACCCAUGUAUCAGAUAUACCAAUCUUUCAACACAUCAGCAAAAUACUUACACUUUUUCUCUUAAUGGACACCACCCACCCAAGCAACCUAAAAAUUUUACGUCAUACCCAUUAGUGAACGAUUUUGGACAGAACUCUGAUAUUUAA
Molecule: messenger RNA, 1173 nt
Organism: Thelazia callipaeda (thelaziosis nematode)
Lineage: Eukaryota; Metazoa; Nematoda; Chromadorea; Rhabditida; Thelaziidae
Source: the annotation of a GenBank genome assembly